AGGCCAACUGCUCCAUACACUUGCCCCGGGCACUUGUAAAAACAAACACAUAAUUCUGUCUUUCCAUCUCUCUCUCUCUUGCUCUCGUUCUCUCUGUGUCUCCUUCUCACCCUCUCUCUCCCUCUCUCUCUCUCUCUCUCUCUCUCUCUCUCUCUCUCUCUCUCUCUCUCUCUCUCUCACUCUCUUUCUCUCUUGUCAGUGUGAUCAAUUUCUUUGACUUCCUCCUUUUGGAGCGGCUGGGCUGAAUACCAGAACACAGGAUAUGCUUUGCGCUGCUCUCAGUUUCACAGCAGCAGCAGCAGAAGAGGCAGAGGCAGAGGCAGCACUAACAGCAUUACUAGCAGCAGCAGCAGCUGAGAGAGAGGACAGCACACACUGCAGUCAAGAUGAGUGCUGGGGAUGUGGUCUGCUUCGGCUGGCUCAUUAAAUCCCCCCCAGAGAAGAAGCUGAAGAGAUUUGUGAGUAGGAGUACACGCUGGACGCUUGUUUGUGUCCUCUGCCAGCUAGAAGGAAAGCCGGGUUGUGCUGUUGAGGCUUGUGUUUGCGUGCAGAUGUGAGUGUAUGUGUGUUUGUGUAUGUGUGUGUGUGUGUUAUGACGUGGAAUGAUGAUUUACAAAGAUAACGUGGGUUGUGUGUGCUGCUGUUAAACUGGGCUGCUAUUCAGUCUCCUUGUUUUAUCUUCCUCAUUUCUCUAACAACACCUUACUUUGGUUUCCUGGCUUGUGGAUACACUCUGAUGUGUCUCAUAUUGGAACAUUGUGUUGAUAAUAGUAUAUUAAUAACUGCAGAUGUACUUCACAUAGAGAUCGAAAUAUGUAGUUUCUUAACGUGAACAGCACACAAGCGUCAAUAUUUUGUGGUUGUUGGGAUCAUGUGAUAACGCUGGGCCAGCCACUCACUCUGCUGUGUGUGUGUGUGUGUGUGUGUGUGUGUGUGUGUGUGUGUGUGUGUGUGUGUGUGUGUGUGUGUGUGUGUGUGUGUGUGUGUGUGUGUGUUUGUGUGCAAAAUUGUGAAACAUGGGAAGUAAUGUCAGAGGCAGCCAGACACUCAAGACUUAAGUGACAAGCAGAAAUAGUCUGGCUUUAUGAUGGCUGUUUCAUGCACUUCCUCUGUACCAGUGGUGGUGGAGGUGGAGGAGUAGGAGAAGGAGAAGAAGGGGGAGGAGGACAUGGGUCAUUAUUUGUCAACAGCAGUGCAGGGGAAAGGUGGGUGGAGGAGCGUAUGUGUUUUGAUGGGGUUUGGAGCGGGAAACAAACUUAUUUUAAGAUAAUAUGCAAAUCCUGACUCCAGAGAGAAAAGUAAACAGAUGUUGUUAAGACUGUUGUGCAGACCGAAACACUGUCAGGCUUAAUAGUCAAAUAUCAAGUAACUGACACACAACCGUAUGAAAAUGUAGUGUCACUCACUCUAACUUAUCUUGGGAUGUUGUUUUGCAGCUGCAGGUCCUUGGCUUUACAUUCAGUGGUAUCCAUAUUGAAUCUUGUACUACAGCACGGGAGUGUUUUAUUUGGCACUUUACUGAAGAAAAGAGUUGACUACAUACAGAGAGGGCAAUCCUUCCUGAUGUGGAACAAGUGCUGAUGUUUAAUCCUCCCUCAGCUUUGAAUUUCUAGGACGCUGGUUUAACUCAGUUGAAAGAGCAGGUGCCCCUGGUACAGAUGUUACAUUCUUGGUCAUACUGGUCAUAGGAUCGAUUCUUGGUCCCGGCAGGAGUCAGUGUUCGCCACUUCCCCCUAUCUCCCUGUAUUUCUUGACUCUCUAAAGUUGUCCUUUAAAAAUAAAAGUAAAAAGCCCUCAAAAAUCACCCCUUGAAAAAAGUGUAUUUAGUGUUUGUCUGCAGUGUCCAGCUUAUAGACUACACAUGGACAGAACAACAGCUAUCCUGACUUUUAGAGCUCACUCUGGUGACUGGCUGCAGUAGCCUAUCAGCUGUAAAACCUACUUUCUCCAUUAUAACAGAUGGAACAUGAGUCAAACUAGAAAUUUCAAAUACACAGCAAAAAUAUUUGCUCAAACAUCCUCUUCUGUCAUUAUAAUUAGUUCUUAUCAUAAUGAUAUCAAAAAGAUGAUGUAUCGAUUGAUUAACUGACAGCUCUGUCGUCAAAUGCGAACUCCUGCCGAGAGAGGAACAGAGAGAAAAAAGGCAUCAAACACGCACAAAAGAGUCACUGAACUCUCCACGGACAUGAGUGUCCCCUUCAGAGGAACACAAGAAUCUGUUCUGCUGUGGACUGUGAUGACCUGAUGGAUCUUUGCUGUUUUAUCGCUAAGUUUCCUGCAUGUUUUGGUCAGUUGAAGGUGUGUGGCCUCAGAUCCGCAGCUCAACCGGCGCAAUAUGUCAGCGCCCAUAGAAGCAGUAUGGUGGCUUCACUUCUCAUAAUAAGAGCAGAUAGUGGUCCAGACACAACAAUGUGCAUGGGGGUUAACCUUCACUGAACUGCGCUUAUUUCUUGUAUUUAAAUGGAACACAGUUACACCAUACCUAUAUCUGUUAUACAAUCAUAUAAACAUACCAAACCACAAGUUUUCAUCAUGUCACUCAGAUAUUGCAGCGAUAUGACAAUCUGGGUCGUCACAGUGUUAAAUAACAGUUUGACAUGGUGGUUUCUACAGAAUUUCACUAACCUCAAAAAUAUUUAUAUCUAAAAAACAGCCACAUCCAGAUCAAUUGAUAGACUGAUUUAUUGAUGCAACGUUUCCUCAUCCAGGCAGUUAAGACUCUAAAGUGGAGGACAGACACGUGUACUAUGUGGUGUUACAGCUCUCUGCACUCAGACAUCUGAAACUCAAACAAGGGUCAGUGUAAGCUUUUUACCCACACAUGCAUGGAUUUGAGAUGCACAUAUGUCAAAUUAGGAAUCCCACACGUGUAAGUAUGAAAAAGAAUCAAAGUUAAAUUUUCUUUAGCUGCCUCAGUCUAUACUCUUCAUGCUGACUCACUGUCAUGCUGUCCCGGCAGCUUUGGACACUUUCAUGAAAACAAACCGUUGUUAAAGCAAUUAGUAACACUUGGGCUUCUCCUUCAAUGACAAGUCAGGGUGUGUGGAAAAAGACCUUUUAUUGUCCUCCUGGGUUGAAUAAGGUUUGCCAGUUGUCAUCACUUCUGAGCUCCUGCUUUCAUGUGACCAAAAUUAGGUGACAUAACAAACCAUCAAACUCCUUCUUCUGGGAGGACCAUGAGAAGUGGUUAAAAGAUCGAAAUGAGCUCAUAAGUUAAGUUUUUUGUUUUUUUUCUCAUCUGAAUGCUGCUCUCUUGUUGGUUAUGUAUAAUAUUCAAAGAAAAGAUAAUCAGUGGACUUCCAUUCAAACAGUAGACCCUUCUCAUACUCUCUGGGUUGAAUUGUUAUUUUUGUCUGAAGAAAAGACAAAAUACUUCAAACCACAAAUCUGCCUCUACCUUCCUCUUCAGGAUUCAUCUGAAUUUACUUAACAAUGUGAUUUUGGAUCAAUAUUACGUAUUCACUGACGUCUCUGGGAACAAAAUGUCAUUCUUUUAGUUAUGGUUUCCUCUAAAAUGUUGCACUGACAUUGGCCGUAAAUGUGGUGUUUCUAUUUCCUGGUAAAGACAAGCUAGAAACAAACUGGAGCAAAAAAAAACCUCACAGGGUGGGACAGACUGUGUCUCCACCCUGAUGAUGCACAAAAAGCCACAAACCAAGUGUGAAACCUGCAGGAACAUUUAUGCAUUGCUCCUGUAAAGAAGCUUAUUUGAUCUUAGCUAUUUUUUGAAUAUGAAGUAUGACACCCACACUAGCCAGCUGCCUUGCACCCUCUUUGUUGAAAGGCUGAGUUGUUACAUAUUAUGAGUGGACUUUUAGAGCUAUAAAUAUCUGUAUAACAGUUUCAAUGUGAAGUUUUCAGUAAACCCGCAGUAGAAAGAAGUGACCCAGAGCUGUUUAAAUACCUCUUUUGUUGUUGUGUUAGACAUUUUCUGUUAAAUACAGUGAACUUCCUCUUUUCUGUACUUCUGGGAAACUUGGGUUAAAGUUCCGCUUUAGACCAUAUCAAAAGCUUAAAAAAAAUAGGCUUAAAGUUGCAAAGUUGGCUGUUGUAAAUAGCAGGAACUAUGAGCUCAUUCCCGUGACUAUGAUAACGAUGAUAACUGAGGAAAGAUGUUAAUGUUCCAAUUUUUCAGGAAGAAAGCCUUAAAUUUCGCUCCAAAAUGAACUUUUUGUGACUAUCUCCCGCAGGCCUGGAGGAAACGGUGGUUCGUGCUGCGAAGAGGUCGCAUGAGUGGUGAUCCUGAUGUGCUGGAGUACUACCAGAGCAAGAACUCCAAAAAGCCGAUCCGCACCAUCGACCUGAAAGAGUGCGAGGUGGAGAUGCUAAAUGGGCAGCUACGGAUUAAACGGGACUUUCAUGGAAAGCACCUCUUCCUGGUGAAGACCUCAUCUCGUGUUUUCUACCUGGUUGCAAAAACUGAAGAGGAGAUGAACAGCUGGAUCAGCAGCAUCAGUCAGAUCUGUCAGUUUGGAAAUCUGGAGGAAGCAGGUACACACACAGAAAGAUUUUUAAUGUUGAAUUCAUAAUUUGGUCCAAAGUUUAUCUGCUAUUGACAGCAAUUUAGAAUUAACUUCACAUAAAAAAAAAGGCUUCAACUUGAAGGUGCAAUGAAGAAAGUUCACACGUUGGUCCACAUGAAAUUGGUGUCACACGUCACCACACAGGAAGUGGUGAACUCAAAAGAUCUCACUUGAGGAGAAUGAGGACAAAACAAAGUGUUUAUUUAGUGCUGCUUGGUUUCUGGUAAGAGCCAAUGGUCCAGAGGUUAGUUUACGGAUUUAUGGUGUAACAUUUCAGUCAAUCCUUCAGAUUUCUAACUCGUUUACCGAUAUAUAGUCGUAUCAGAAAAUUGUGGUUAAAACGAAUUUGAUAAGAAUCAGGUCUGGUUGUGGUUUGACAGCAGCAGCAAAAACAAGUUAACGCUCUGAAUUGUUUUAAUGGUGCAGCGACUCUCCAGGAAUGGGAUUAAAUGUAGACCUAGUAUAUAUAGACGUGACUUUUUAAAAAACAAAAUGUGGCCUCUCAUUUUAUUGUGAGUCAGACCAUGUCCAGAGGAUGUUUCCGUCUGUUUUAAUUGUUAUUGUGUCUACUUGCUUGCCACACAGUGUACUGCUGCAGCUGUAUUAAAGGAGAUAACUAGAGGCAUCCCCAGGAAGUCUGGGCCCAUCCACCACGGCUAAGAUACUUUAACCACACGUUCAUUGCACUUAUAAGUAGGCCAAAACAGUUAUCACCAUCAUUGUUAUCAAUACUGAGAUCAAGGUUAUUAGUCAUCAUUAUUCAUCAAUUUUACUGAGAGCUUUUCUCCUGUUUCAACAUAAAUGCAUCUGUGGGUCAAACACAGCAUUGGAGCUUUUCAGAAGGACUCAGUCGAUAAUAUAGUUGAACAAAGUUGAGCAUAAACAUUGUGAAUGCUGUACCUUUCAUCCUCACUCCGUCCCUCUGAAGCUGGAGUCAAUAAUAGAAAGAGAAGAUAAAGGGAAAAUAUGUCAUAUUUCUCAAUAACAUCUGAUCUCAUACUUAUUUUUACACACGACAAACAUUUCAAACUCAAAAUACGCACAGGAAGGUACCGAGAAGUAAUCUCUAUUUCAGUCACAAUAAGGAAAGAGACUGAUUCAUGGUCCCUGCUCAACUGGCCUCGAAGUCACAAAAGAAAUGUGUUGUAUCCAGAACAUUUCAUAUCCACGUGGGGUGGCUCCUGCUGCGUUUGAGAACUUUCUUGCUCCACAUGGAAAGGCCCAUCAUUUGAACACAAAACCUGCUUCCUGUGAAGCACCAGUGCAAGCCAUCACAGCUCUGCGGGGCUUUUUCCUUAAGGUUUAUCUGCUCUGUAAAACUUUAUGUAAAUUCAGAGACAUUGUCCAGACUACAGUGUGUGGAAUCCAGGAUUUUUGACCUCCACACAGGAGGUGGGAUUCAAUCCUGGUACCACCAAGUUGCAAGGCAUUGGUGCUGAACACUGCUCCAAAGUGCCACUCUGCAGGGCUUUCUAUUUUAGAAAAGUCUUCCUCCAGGACAAAGAGUAAAAGCAUGAUCUGUAUUACAGUGUGCAGAACCUUGAGCAACUUGUUUCCCAGAUUAUGCUCGCUUUGAAACAUCACAUCUAACCUCUACUAACACUAACACGCUGCUUUACAAGGCUUUCUUGUGUAGGUUCAUCUACUCUCAGGAACAUUUUGCUGAUUUAAAAUCUUUCUCCAUUCUCCAUCGGGACCAAGAACAUUCACUGAAAGGCCGCUUCAGCAACUUAGAGCGAUGACUUUAAUACAUGUCUUCUGUGUGACGGAGUUAGAGCAGCCACACAAGGUUGCCGAAAUGCUUCCUGCACCUAACAGAAAGUCAUUUAAGAAGAGACUGAAAGAACUUGGAAGAAGUGUCAGUGUUACCAUGCACUGGUUUCUGAAAAGGUCCAAAGACGCUGGUCCCCGUACCAGGAAGGCUCUUUGGUUUACAGUAUAUCUGCCAACUGCAUGAGACAUGUUUGCCUUAACUAGCAUUGUCUCCUUGCUUGUCACUUGUUGGCAUAGAUUGAAGGGUCAUCCAUCCCACUUUAACAGUUUGCCAUUAGUGACUCUGACACAGUGGUGGAGAAAAGCAUUCACUGAGGGAUGCUGCCUGCCUAGUGAGUAUUGCUAGUAUCCCAGAAUGCUUUGAGCAGUGAAUGGGUAGGACUCUCUAACUGUGUCAGUUCGCUUACAGUAGGCACACACACCAAAAGAAAUGUGCAGAGAGGUGGAGCAAAAAUGCACUCACCGGUCAGCUGAAUCAUUUGUGGUUGUGCAAAGCAUGUAUAUAAAUGAAGGCACACAUGUUUAAUUAUAUUGCAAAGUCGUAUUCAAAAUACCAACACUGUGAUGCAGAUUAUUGCUAUAGUUUUAAAGUUGUGAUGCUUCAAUUGAGGUUUUUUUUUUUUUGGCAGCAAGAGGCCUGGAGGCAGAUCUUUCAGGGAUCUCAAAAGAGUUUUGUAAGAUGGCACUUGGCAACUUUUGUAAUGGAUCAUAAAAUGUUGUUCAACACCCACAAGAGAAGACACAAGUCCUUUAGGGGUAACAAAUGUUUUAUGAGGACAAGUAAAGUCUUUUAGGUUUUCUCUCCCCGUACAUGGUUCGGCAGGCAAAGCCUUGACUCUGUGGCCUUGAGAGAAAUGGAAUGAUACAAAUUUCUGAGCGAAGGCCAAUCUGACUGACGGACUGAAGAAUAUGUUAAAAGAAAAAAAAAAGAGAGCUGAGUUCACACGCAUUUUCUUUCCUUGCAAAAACAUACACAUUUUUUCUCAUGGUUCACCUGCUCUUUCUACAUUUGCUGUGAGAAAUAUAUGUGUUUGUGUUCGUUGUCAGCAAGAUGUGAGUUUUCUUCUGAAGUGGUUGUAACAUUUCAGACAUCGUAACUCUCUGUUCCCCUCUGCCUGUUCUGAACAGAGAGCUCAGAGGAAGGCUUCCCUCACACUCCCACCUCCCUCCAGCCAUCCCCUGACAGCUCUGACCGAACGUCUGUAUCCAGCCAGCUUGAUUCCAGUCAUCCACUCGACUAUCUGUUUCUCUCUCAGUGUGAGACAGGGAGUGUAAGCACUAGUAGGUAUGUACAAUCUUUGAAACAAUCUGGGGAAUUUUUUUAACUAAAGCCAAAAAAAAUGUAGAAACAGCCUGUGUGUAAGAAUGAUUUUUUUCAUAUUUCUUUCUCUUUUUGUAGGCUUGACAGCUUCUCAAACUCUGAGGUCUCUCUGGAGCAGAAAUCAUUAGAUGAUGUGGUCAAAGACAUCCCUUCACCUCAGUUUACUGAUUCGUCUUCAUCCUCCAUCUCUCAUGCGCCAAGCCCCAGUUUAUCCGUCUUCCCCAAUGGCAGAUUGACUAACCCUCCUUUCAGCGCUCCAUGCACCUCUUUUGCUCUACCGUCUUCCUCCUCCUCUCCUCUCCCGCACUGUGCCACGAGUGUCUUCCAGUUUGACAAACUUUACUCCUCGGCAUCAUUCGAGGCAGCAAGCGACACACAAACACCUCCUCCACUGCCACCAAAACCCAACCACUUGUCAGAGCAGCUAAGUGAUGAAGGAGCAAAUAGGCUUAGGGCCAUGACUACACGGCAUUUCUCAAGUCACGGUGCUUUGUUCCCCAGGAGGACGUCUCUGUCAAGCCUGGACCAUUUCAGAAUAGGUAAGGCAGCAGUCUCACAGCAGACCUAUGCACAAUACAAAAAGGGAGAGAUUGACCCCAAAAUAAUGAAUCCUGGUGCUUCUACUGCAUUUUAACAAUAGAUGACCACCAGAGAAUAUGAGCUGAUACUGUGUUUCUGUUUCAGGAGAUGGUGACAUGAGAAUGAUGAGGAGACAGAGUCUUAAUUUGGUAAGAGGAUCAUUUAGUAAGGUCUUGUUCAACCUUAACUUCUCUACUGCUUAGGUUUUUUUUUUAAAAAAGGGAACAAAAUGAUCAAAAUAGCUACUGUACUGUAGGCCUCCUAAGACACCAGGAGGCCUUCUUUUUUCACUUAGCAAGUAAACAAAAGUUGAGAGCAUGUAUAUAAACAAGAAACGUCCACACCAAGCCACAGUAAAAUUUAUUUUCAUUGCAUAGAUUUUAUUGAUUUUCUUCAUAACCAUUAGGGGUGGGAGAAAAAAAUCAAUACAGCAUAGUAUUGCAAUAUUCUGUCUGGUGAUGUAUUGUAUCGUCACAUUUACCAAGUAUCGAUUUUUUCAAAUUACUUGCUUGUAAUAAGUAUGAUGAUAAUAUCGUAUCAUGGGGCCACUGGUGAGUCACACCCCUAAUAACCAUAAACAAACAAACAAAUGCUCUGCAUUCACAGAUAUCAAAACACAGCAAAUAUAUACAUAUACAUAUGAAUACUUAUAAGUGAUAUCAUCAGUCAUCAGAUUUCAUAUCGCGCUUUAUCAGUGACCCUCAAAGCACUUUACAUUGGCUACAUCAUUCAUUCACUCACAGACACACAGUCAUACCCUGGUGGUGGUGAAAUACCUUUGUAAUCACAGCUUUCCUGGGACAGACUGACGAAAAUGUGUCUGCCAAUCUGCGCCUAUGGCCUCUUUAACCACCACAGACAACACUUACAAUCAUACACUAGUGGAGGACACACACUAGGAGCAUGGUGGGUUACGUUUCUUGCCUAAGGACACAACGGACAGACUAGGGAUAGGGGGGAAUUGAACCACCAACCUUCCAGUUGAUGGACGACUGCUCUACCCCCUGAGCUACUGCCACCCCAUAUAUGUAUUUGUAUACAAACACACACAUAUAUUCACACACACAUAUAUACAUACACUCACCGGCCACUUUAUUAGGUACACCAUGCUAGUAACGGGUUGGACCCCCUUUUGCCUUCAGAACUGCCUCAAUUCUUUGUGGCAUAGAUUCAACAAGGUGCUGGAAGCAUUCCUCAGAGAGCUUGGUCCAUAUUGACAUGAUGGCAUCACACAGUUGCCGCAGAUUUGUCGGCUGCACAUCCAUGAUGCGAAUCUCCCGUUCCACCACAUCCCAAAGAUGCUCUAUUGGAUUGAGAUCUGGUGACUGUGGAGGCCAUUUGAGUACAGUGAACUCAUUGUCAUGUUCAAGAAACCAGUCUGAGAUGAUUCCAGCUUUAUGACAUGGCGCAUUCUCCUGCUGAAAGUAGCCAUCAGAAGUUGGGUACAUUGUGGUCAUAAAGGGAUGGACAUGGUCAGCAACAAUACUCAGGUAGGCUGUGGCGUUGCAACGAUGCUCAAUUGGUACCAAGGGGCCCAAAGAGUGCCAAGAAAAUAUUCCCCACACCAUGACACCACCACCACCAGCCUGAACCGUUGAUACAAGGCAGGAUGGAUCCAUGCUUUCAUGUUGUUGACGCCAAAUUCUGACCCUACCAUCCGAAUGUCGCAGCAGAAAUCGAGACUCUUCAGACCAGGCAACAUUUUUCCAAUCUUCUAUUGUCCAAUUUCGAUGAGCUUGUGCAAAUUGUAGCCUCAGUUUCCUGUUCUUAGCUGAAAGGAGUGGCACCCGGCGUGGUCUUCUGCUGCUGUAGCCCAUCUGCCUCAAAGUUCGACGUACUGUGCGUUCAGAGAUGCUCUUCUGCAUACCUUGGUUGUAACGGGUGGUUAUUUGAGUCACUGUUGCAUUUCUAUCAGCUCGAACCAGUCUGGCCAUUCUCCUCUGACCUCUGGCAUCAACAAGGCAUUUCUGCCCACAGAACUGCCGCUCACUGGAUAUUUUUUCUUUUUCGGACCAUUCUCUGUAAACCCUAGAGAUGGUUGUGCGUGAAAAUCCCAGUAGAUCAGCAGUUUCUGAAAUACUCAGACCAGCCCUUCUGGCACCAACAACCAUGCCACGUUCAAAGUCACUCAAAUCACCUUUCUUCCCCAUACUGAUGCUCGGUUUGAACUGCAGGAGAUUGUCUUGACCAUGUCUACAUGCCUAAAUGCACUAAGUUGCCGCCAUGUGAUUGGCUGAUUAGAAAUUAAGUGUUAACGAGCAGUUGGACAGGUGUACCUAAUAAAGUGGCCGGUGAGUGUACAUGUACACAUAUCCAAGAUAUAAUGGCUUCAUGUAGCCCGGGACCAUCACCCCCUUUCAUUCCUGCAGUAAGUCUUUAAGGGGUAAAACUAUAUGUGUCCUGCUACCGUUCUGCAACAGUGGGAGGUUCAUCACUCAUCCAAUGUUUUAAAAUACAUCUCCUAGCCAGAAACAGAAGUUUGUCACAAAGUCUGAAAUGAGACUCUUAGAUAAUGUUUUUGAAGGCAAGCCUGAUAUGAGGAGACCUGAAUCCUUUAAGUGAGAGGAUUUUACAGUUCCUGGGCUACAUUGCUCCAAACCCUUGAAAUUGAAAGGCAAUCCCAGAAACAGUGAAUGUAUAUCCCAACAGUUAUUUUACAUUUACUGCACAAAGGAGAGGUCUAGUUAUCCGUCUUAUCAAGAAUAGAUGGUGUUAUGUGGGAUCUAUGAAGUAUCUUAGCCCCUGUGAAUUCUUAACUUGAACUUCAAUCACAGUUUGGUCUGAUCUCACGAUGCUUUAUCUUUCAACAGCCUUGUUUAAACACCGUUCGAGUUCAAAGCUGUGAGGAUGAGUCAUAUGUACCCAUGGCUUCCCCUUCUCCCCCUGCUACCGCCACCGAAUGUGAUGGUUACAUCCCCAUGAGCCCCAGGGCAUUCAGCUUCCUCAACGCAAACAGCAAUAUUGAAUCCUCCACGCCUCCGAGCUCACUGAUGUGUCAACCUGGAGACCUAGCUCCACCCCCAAUUCACCGGCAUCUUAAACCUCGUUUGAGGAGAGGUGAGGGUUAACCUUCUGGAAUAAGAUAAAACUUAGGUAUUAUCAACUUAAGGAUCACACUUGACAUGUGAGGAACUUUGAUGUGUUUGGAUAUGUGGUCCCUUUCAAGUGGGUAAACAGACAUGCAGACUUGAAAGCCUGCUAAUACUGAGCCCUAAUAGACAUCCACUGCUGUGCUAAUGACUCAUAAUUUAAUACUCUGGGACAGACAGAGUGAUCUUUACCAUGCAUCACUUAUGAAAGCUGACCUUUCUCUUCCACAUUAAAGCACUGAAACCAAUCUAAUAAGUGUGUCCUUUAUCGGUUCACAGUUCGACCCCCACCUCUUGACUUGAGAGGCCUCUCCACAAUCACAGAAUGUCCCACUCACCUCCCUCUGAGCAGAGCCGUGACUGAAUCGUGGUGAGAAGAAAAACUGUCUUUUCAAAUAUAAUGUCUUACUUUAACAAAUUUAUGAUAAAGAAAAUCUUUCAUAAUUUUGAAAAAGGACUUUUUGAUAACAGCAAGUAAGGCCCAAUCCUUGUUUUUGACUAUAUCACUGUGAGCAAAGAGUUGUUUAAUAUUUUGACCUCAUUUGCGACUGACAUUUAAAACAUGAAUCCAAGUCAGAAUAAAAUGGAGCAUACUUUAUCUUAGCUUUGAGUUGUCUGUGCUUGAGCUGUUUGAGUUGUAUUCCAGUUUUUGUGUUUGUAAAACUUGUAUGUAUGAGUGGAUGACUUGAAAUAUUCUGUUCUUGUUUUUACAUUUUUAGCUUUUCAAUGAAGUCAUUACCUCUUGACAGAAGACUUGAAAAUGGGGAUCUGAGAGAUGAAAAUACAAACUGCACUGAAAUGGUAAAGCAUCCUUUUAUAUGAACAUGCACUUUUAUGUAGAAUAUAGACGCCUAUCAUUCAUUCUCUCAGUCAGAGCCUGAGAGAUGCGUGUGCCUUUUUCAGAAAUUUAGUGACCUAAUUUCACAAGGAAUGUUGUAUAAAUCUGACUUGACCAGCGUUACAUGGCUUAAGAAGCUGCUAGACUGGAUUCUUUCUCUCUGUUAAAGGUCUCUACAUUAUUGAUUAUCAUCAAUCUUCCUUAUCUUGUGGCUUGGAUCAAGAAAAGAACCAUGUUUCACACCAGAUAGAGAAAAAAAAAACAUCUCUCAACACAGGGCUAUCUGUGGGUGUAGAAAUCAUAAAUGUUAUCACGCAGCUAAAAAAUGUGGGAGUGAAAAGAGUUUCCAGAAUCUUCUGAUCAGCAGAUUGUUCUCAGGCGGGGGUCUUUCCAGUGAGUGUAUACAUCUGUAAUCCUGUAAUGUUGCUCAAGCUGAUUCCUAGAGGGUGCAUAAGUAAUUAAUUUCCCGGAAUGAAGUUUAAUAAAAGAUGUUAGUCAUAUCCUGUCCUCCCUGCAUGUUGACAGGCAGCGAGCAGAUACAUGUAGACAAAAGUAGCUUUUCAUGUUUUCCUGGUGGCCACAGUCUUUUUGGAUUCAUGGAAAACUGCAUGAAUGAAACUGAUAGUAAAAAACAGUCAAAGUUGACGUCCAAGGAAUGACAAGAAUUAAAUCAGUUAAACUGUGAGCAAUGAUUUCUCAGUUCAGUUGUUUUUUAUUUUCUGGUCCGACAGGAAUCAAGGAACCAGUUCUGUCUCACUUUCGAUGAAGCGGUUCAGCCAUGGGCAAGAAGAUCAAACCUUGACUAUUUGUCACUGGAUUUCAAUUCUGCAUCCCCCUCACCUGUGCAGAAGGUACGUUCAGAUCAGAUCAGAUCAGAUCAGUGACUUUGGCCUGUUUUGAUGUUUUUCACACUUUUGACAGAAUGUGUUUUACCGUUUUUUUUUUUUUUUACUCACACCACUUGGAUGCUGCAUUUCCCACGUUUCUAAGACCCUCUUUGGAGCAGCGAUAGAGUAAAGCAUUACACCUCUCUUUCUCUGUCUUGCAGAAGCCCUACCUGUCUGAUGAGCACAAGGUGGAUUAUGUGAAGGUAGACGAGAAGAAGACACAAGCACUGCAAAACACCAAAAUGGAGUGGACAGAUAACCGGCAGUCCAAAACAUGAAUGGAAAAAUACGCAAUGAAAAAAAAAAAUCAGGAACUUUUGGUUUGAGGUAGACCAAUACCAUGUACAGUAUAUGACACCAGCAUGGAAGAAAUAUACAAAGAGGACCAAAACUAUUUCAAAGCACUUUGAAAAACAGUUCAAAAUAGAAGCACAGAGGAAGUAAGCAGUUUUAUGUUUGUUUUCUGGGUGAAAACUCCUAAUUGCACUGUAAAAACUUAAUUUACUCUGAGGAGAUAUGAUCUAUACUGUAAAUAACACCAGACUGUGCACUGUAUCACAAUGAUUUUUACUGUAGCAUAAAGUUUCACCAAAUUUUGAAAAGGGCAUCGUAUUGUAUUGCAUUGCUUUGCUGUCUGUCUGACCUGCUAUCAAUGUAUGUAUGUAUGUAUGUAUGUAUGUACUGUAUGUAUGUAUGUAUGUAUGUAUGUUAAAGGAGCAAGGGAAAAAGAUUAAUUUUCUUUAGCAUCCCCACAUACACACUUAAACAGACGAAUAAACAAACACAUACACACACACACACACACACACAGACACACACACACACACACACACACACACACACACACAGUGUUUCAUAAAUGUAAUCAAUCAUGUCUGAGCUCUCUUUCUCAACCUCUUCAAUGUAACUACAAAGAAAGGAUUCUUUGCGACUACUCCUUUACUGCCUUUAAGCCAAAUAUUUAUGAGUCAAAUUUUAAUACAAGUACAUUUUUAUUCUCUGUUGUCGUGAAUGAUGGUUGGAAUUACACUCAAGCAAAUUUCCCUUUCCAAAACAAAACUGAUUUUCCUAUCAUUGUUCUCAAAUGCUUUAUUUAUUGUGUUUGUGUUAUUUAUUUUAUAACAGUAUGUCUUUUGAAUGCAUCUUCUCUGCUGGCAUGCUCUCAUGUUUCUGCUCCUAAGAUUGCAAAUAAAGUUUAUAUUUUAAAAUUUUUUAAACCUGAA
Xyrichtys novacula (pearly razorfish) is the source of this 14233-nucleotide messenger RNA. NCBI's taxonomy places the organism in Eukaryota, Metazoa, Chordata, Actinopteri, Labriformes, Labridae. The record is from the annotation of a GenBank genome assembly.